Messenger RNA from Cutaneotrichosporon oleaginosum, 557 nucleotides. RefSeq lists its product as uncharacterized. Lineage: Eukaryota; Fungi; Basidiomycota; Tremellomycetes; Trichosporonales; Trichosporonaceae. The record is from RefSeq and is a predicted model, not a curated record.
GCUGAAUAUAAAGAAGCACCGGAGCGCAGCAUGCCAGCGGCAAUGACGUCGUAUCUUGGUAAGCCGCAGCACACAUCUCAACACAUAACUUCGACGACGCGACACGUUGCUGGUGUCCCACCUUCACCUCUCUCUACACCAUGUCCCUCUCCAAGCCUGGCGACAUCACGCUCUCGCAGACGCAGCGGCACGUGCGUGUCUUCGCGAACGGCACGCUCCUAGCGGACUCGAAGGCGCCCGUCGAGCUGCGCGAGUUCCGCUGCCCCGUGCGCUUCUACCUCCCCGCCGACGACGUGAAGUGGGACACGCUCGAGACGGUCGGCAUGCGCACCUCGUGCCCCUACAAGGGCACUGCGGACCGGUACUGGCGCGCCAAGGCCGGCGGGGACUACAUCGCGUGGGGGUACUCGAACCCGCUGCCGGGCGUGGCGGAGAUCAAGGACCACGUCGCGUUCUACAACGAGAAGCUGCAGAUCGAGGUCGAUGGCAAGCCGCUGUAGCAUAGCGAGAGCACAUAAAAGCACGUACUGAGUCGGAUGGAUGCGUGACGGUCUGGA